CUGAACUUCGUCCUCCGCCUUUCUCUUCCUCUUCGUCUCACUUUUUUUUUUCCAAACUAUCACUUAAAGAACAGAAUCAGAUUCGGGAAGAAUCAAAACUCAGAAGAUGGAUUUUAUGCAAGGCGGUAAAAAGAAGAAAAUGUGUGCAAGAAAAUAAGUACUAAGAGAGAGAGAGAGUGGUUAAAUUGAAGAUAAAGAGUUUCAUGAAUAGUUGAUUCAAGUUCCUACUUGGAUCUCUGGUACCACUAACGUUGUACUGCGCAACAAGAGACUGCUUCGGGAAGUAUUGCUGCAAGGCCCUAGGGAAAGAGCCGAUCUUGAUGCAUUUGUCAUUGAAGUAAGCAAACCAUAAUCUAUGGGUACUUAAAUACCUAGGAUGACUAACAGGAGUGCACGCAGUUCUCGUAUAGAAGAUGACAAAUAUUACUCAUGCAGUUCUCAUCAAAAGGAGAGACAGAUUCAGCCUUCUCGCCCUGGGAGUCGUUAUGCAGUGAGUCCGUUAACCCACCGCUCUGCUCAGGAUGUUCCUUCACGUGCUAAGGACAUGGCUUGUCGGGAGCAUGAUCGUUCUAAGCACAAGCGUGCUCCCACUUCUCAAGUUGCGUCGCUGCAGCCUGAUGCGGUAUCGCUGCUCCCUCCUCCUCGUCUGAAUUCAAAAGGAAGGCCCAUGAGUGAUGCUGACAGCUAUCGUACAAUGUCAAUCGAGCAGAUUAAGGAAAAGUAUAAUCUGCAAAAGUUCGAUGUGAGCUUCUAUGAUGAUCAUGAUGUUCUAACAGAAGCUCUGAUCAAGAAUUUCAAAUACGAUUCUCAAAAUCUGCUGAUCGCAGUUGGUCAGCUGGACGCGGGUCUGGUUCUCCCUCUGUACAACCAAGAGCACCCCUUCUAUUAUGAUAUUCUUGCUACACGUCAGAAUCCUGGUCGCAAGAUGUACACCAGGGGGGUUAUGCAGUACAAUGGCAACUGGUACCGCAUGAUGCGAGAGUGUUGGUUUCGCAGUCAAGGUGGCACUACUAUUGAGUGUUAUAAGCCUGUCUUUGAUGCCUCUGUCUAUGCUCCUGCAAACUUUAAUAUCACCUGGGGUGAUUCUGUGGCAAAGAGCAAUCUCAUGCCUUGGAGCGUGGGUCCAAGACGCAUGACUCGUGCUGCUGCUCAGGUGGGCGCAGAUGAAGUGCGUCUACUCGCCGAGAUUGAUAAGACCAAGCUCAAAUCGAUACCUGGUACCUCCCAGUCUAUCCGCGGAUAUCAGAAGCUGCGUCAGGACCAUGAUGACAAGUGGUACCGUACUCUUCUCUGGGUCAAGGGUCCGUGGGCGUGGGGAUGGGUCGGCAACCUUCCUCGUAUGACAUCUCCAAGCAGGUAUCCCAAUUAUGAACCUUGGGUUUUCAACAUCAAAGGCUGUGGCGAGGACGCACCUAUGCGAUCUUCUGGUUUCUCGACUCGUACUGUGGGUGCCUCUCCAGUGAAGAAGAGGCCGCGCAACCCUGUUUCUCUUGAAAAGUCCGAGAAGAAAAUAAGGCGCACAUGGUGUACAGCCAAGUCUACUAAUGUUUCUUCUGUUGAACAUGACAAUGUUGAUGAUGCUGUCGAUAGUCCUCCCUUGGAGAAUUACUUAGAGGUUGCUGAGGAAGAUGAAACUAUGAGGAUUGAUGAUUAUGGCGAGAAUGUUGCUGAUAAUGCCAGUUCUCAUGGCGAUGCUAGUGCUUCAAAGGAUAGGACGUAUUCUGACUCUGAUGAGAUUGUCGAUGAUUUUGUUGAUCCUGGUUCCCUGAAGUUGGUUCCAGCUUCUGAUGUCGGCAGUGAUUCCGUGGCUCAGGUUAUUAAGGUGGAUGACAUCAGUGAACUAUCCUUUGAUAAGUUUCUUCCUUCCGUCGAAGAGUCUCAGUUUGCCUUCCCGCAGACUACUUCGGCGGACACAUCUACGAUGUACUUGUCUCUUUCUCCUCCUCAGUUGCCAUCUAUUUAUUGGGAAUCGUGUGAACCAAUUAACUCUGCUGGUGCUUCUCCUGAGAAUGGUGACCGGGUUAUCAUGGAUGUUAGAGUUACUACUCUGCCAUCAUCCGGGUUUGCUCAGGAAGUAGUGAAUGCCAACGGCAUCCAUACUAUAGGUAGUACGCGUUUACCUGUGACUGGGAACUCUACGACCACCGUACCUGUGUAUUCUGAGAGAGUGGCUAUCGUGCGGGACGUAGUCAAAGGCCUUGCGUCCUCCCUGGAUUUUGAUGUUAGUGCGCCCGAUGAUGAAAUUCUGAGGCACGUGCUCGAGCAGUCUCGUCCUUCUUAUAUUCCUUCUAGAGAGGAAUCUCUGAUUCGUAAAAGACCUGAUACUGCACCUUCUGGGUUGAUACCCAGCCUGUGUGAAGAGGCGCAACAAUUUGGUCUUAUCUCUGCGACAGGAGUGAAAGAGAUGGAGGCCUUUAUGGACAGUUAUUCUCACUUGCUGGGCCAGUUUAACUCGUACACUUUUGCUCGUGGGAAGGACUAUUGCUUCCAACUGUACCUGCUUUAUAAAGCAAAAACUGCCAAGUUCUCUGCUCUUUUUGAGCAGUCGCAGUCCAACCUUGAACUCGUGAGUGGUCAGCGCGUAGAUCUUCAGAAGCAAUUGGAUGAGGUUCUGCAGAAUCAAGGUGGGCACAAAGAUCUGGCUAGCCAGAUGGGAACUCUUCAGAAAGAGCUUGAGGACAGUAAAAAAGCUGCUGCGGAGGCAGAACUAGCUCGUGUAGCUGCUGUGCAGGCUCGUGAUGUGGCUGAUAAUGCCUUAGCUGCUGCAACUUCUAAGUCCUUGGAUCUCCAAGCAAAGCUCAAUACCUUAACUAACAAAGUUGAUAACCUAGAGGGUGAUCUGUUGAAACAACAGAACUUAACUACUCUUGCUGAGGGUCUUGCGUCUGCCAAUGGUGUUCGCGUUAAGCAAGUUGAAGAGGAAUUGACAAGGGUUAAGGAGCAAGCCCAGAAGGAUGCCGUUGAUGCUGCUCGUCAUGUUAAAGAAAGAGAUGCUUUCUUGAAGGCUUACUAUGCUGAGGCUGCCCAGAAGCAGAUCAACCAUAUUCUUGAUGCUGCAGGGAAGCACCUUGGUGUCAAGAUUCAUUGCACCCCCUGAUCAAGUUCCUUCUUCUGAGGUGGUUCAUAUCAGAGUCUUAGUUUUUAUCUUUUGUUUACUCUCGGUGUUUAUUGUUUACGUAUGCAGUUCAUCUUGUAAUCAAUGUGUAGCCUAUUUUGGAUGAACAAUGUUGCUUUAUUAAAUACUUUCGCGUAGAACUACCUAAAAUUGUCUGCCUUGUCCUGCAUUUUGGUUGUUAUUAAUGAAAGAAUGAGAUGCAGAAGUAUGAGAUACA
Molecule: messenger RNA, 3332 nt
Organism: Papaver somniferum (opium poppy)
Lineage: Eukaryota; Viridiplantae; Streptophyta; Magnoliopsida; Ranunculales; Papaveraceae
Exons: 7
Coding region: 377-3097 (906 amino acids)
Source: RefSeq, a predicted model, not a curated record